AUGGGUAAGAAAGGAGGGAAGAGAGCCUCAAUGGCAUUUCUGUUUACUACUGGUGCUCUUCUGCUGGUAGUACUAGUCUCUUUGAGUUUUGCAUCUCUCGCUGAUGCAGGUAGGAGACCACCACCACCAAAGAAGCCAAUUACAUAUGUGUUUCCAACACCACCUAAGAAAUCACCACCACCAGUACCAAAGAAGCCACCUCAUUAUGUGGCUUAUAAACCACUAAAAAAGCCUUUGAAGCCAAAAACUCCUCCACCACCAUAUCAGCCAGACCUUACCUCUGCCAACUUGGGGUUAUCACCACGUGAUCUUAAAAAUUUUGGGGACCUAAUUGGCGCUAUUACUGGAUUAGUACCACCAGCAAAGCCAAAGCUUCCACCGACGCAUAACUAA
Molecule: messenger RNA, 393 nt
Organism: Papaver somniferum (opium poppy)
Lineage: Eukaryota; Viridiplantae; Streptophyta; Magnoliopsida; Ranunculales; Papaveraceae
Product: extensin-3-like
Exons: 1
Coding region: 1-393 (130 amino acids)
Source: RefSeq, a predicted model, not a curated record